This is a messenger RNA of Dendroctonus ponderosae (mountain pine beetle), 1826 nucleotides long. RefSeq lists its product as uncharacterized. The record is from RefSeq and is a predicted model, not a curated record. The coding region runs from base 128 to 1801 and encodes 557 amino acids. NCBI's taxonomy places the organism in Eukaryota, Metazoa, Arthropoda, Insecta, Coleoptera, Curculionidae. The transcript has 9 exons. Gene Ontology annotation, biological process: snRNA transcription by RNA polymerase III; positive regulation of transcription by RNA polymerase III; snRNA transcription by RNA polymerase II. Gene Ontology annotation, cellular component: transcription elongation factor complex.
ACCGAUCCCUAGACGCGGCAACACGGUUUCCAGUCGCAAGCGCCGUCAAACUUGCCGGCAUCUUCACCGUUAAAGUGGGGUUAACCGCACGUAAACAAACCCUCAAAGGGGCCCCAGUCCACUAGCGAUGGAGGAGUUCAGGAAAAUCAACUGGCGACUGCACGACCUGUCACUGCUCGAGCCCCAACCGGACUUCCUCAGCGAAGCGGUGCUGGCCGACUCGCUGCUGUACCGGCGGCUCGCCGAGCCGGCAGUGUUCCACCCCACCCGCCCCAAGCUGAAGGGGCUGUUCGCGCCCGUGCCGUACAUCCCGGGGCCCGGCAAGGUACACACCUACGGCAAGCCGUCGCUGCUGGACGCGUGGACGCAGGACAAGUGCCUGCAGGCGCAGCAGCUGCUCAAGAGCGGAAAGGACCCGAUCAGCUACACGAAAAGCGAGCAGUUCUACGUGGGGGUUUAUCACGCGAACGUGGCGAAGAUCCAGGAGGAGCAGGCCCGGUUCCAGAAGUACGCCCAGGCGCAGUGGGCGCGCUUCGCGGAGAAACGGGCGCAGCCCCAAGUGUUGGUGGACUUUGGCAGGGCGUGCUGGCUGUCCAGGUGGCAGCGCCUGCGGCGCUACCCGCGCUUUUACAGAUCGCUGACCUCCACCCAGCUCAGCUUCAAUGAGCUGGACAGCGAGGUGCAGUUCCAGUGCUGGACCAACGCCCUUGACCUGGGGGCGCUGGCGCGCCUGUCCUGCCCGCUGCUCAAGAGCCCGCUGUUCCUCAAGCCCUCCGCCCUGCCGGGGGCCACAGCCCCCUCUCCGUCGGACCAGCCAGUGAGCGAGGACAGCAACGUGCCUCCAUUGCUGGACGCGCACCCGCAGGUGGGGCUGGUGGCCUCCCUGGCCACCCUCCAGUGCCUGGCGGACUCGCAGGACCCCAAGCGGCGCUGGAUGGUGCCGGUGGAGAUCCGGGCGCGCGCCCACAAAACCGUGGCCUUCCUGGACGAGCCCUUCGAGGACUACGAAGUGUCCCCGUUGGACCUGACCGGGCGCAGCUACCAGGAGUUGCUGCGGACCCAUUUGUGCCGGCAGCACGGCAUCAGGUUUGCGCGCAGCGAAGCCCCGGACGAGCCGGGCGAGGGGCGCAUCCACCACAAUGUCUGCUACAAGGUGUGGAACGUGAAGAAGACCUGCUGCCAGGGGAACCUGAUGAAAAGCAGCCACAAGCCGGUGGAGCUCAACGUGCUGGUGCGGGGGCGCAUGGACGCAUGCGAGGUGGGCGCCAACGGCGCCCUGUGCCCAGUGGUGCUGCGCCCCCGGCUGGAAACCGAGCUGCAUUACGGGGCGCAGCUCUCCAGCCAGAGCCAGCUGUGCAGGGAGUGGACGCAACUGUUCUUCACCCCCUUYUCCAGCCUCUGUCGCGUGCGGAUCGCGCCCUCCAGCGGCGAGGUGAUCGACGUGGAGCGCUGCAGCAUCCAGGGGGUGGCCGCCGAGUCUCUGCGCGUCCACCAGCACAAGCCGCAGCUCGCCCUGGGCACGCUGCAGGCGGUGUUCGAGCGCGUGGCCGCGCUGGCGCCCGGCCGCUACUUGCUGCAGCACCUGCCCAAGCACCACACCUUCGUCGCGGUGCUGCAGCAGGCCGACGAGGGGGGCGACGCGUUCGACCUACACGCGGAAAUGGACCACACCAAGACGAACGCGCCCCAUGAGUGGACGCCGCUGGACCCCCACUUCCAGCUGCCGCAGUUCCGCGCGCUCAACCGCAUGCCCUGCAUGUUCACCCCGAAGCCCACCGCGCCCCCCAAACAGAACCCGUAGCAAUUACAAAACGUUUUAUUCUGGU